AAAAACAGCUAUUUCUGAACUGAACCAUUUUGUGAGUCAGUGAGGCGUGUUUCACGCAAAAUAACCUCAAACGAGGAUAAUUUUGGGAGAAAUAGGACCUAUAUCUAAAGAAUUGCUAUGACUUUUAAAGUAAAUAUAUUUUAUCACGCAAGUCAUAUUGUUAUCUAAGAUAUCGGGAAAAUGUAUUAACUACUAUCAAAUAACUUUAAACGUUCGGAUGUGGAAUAACUGUUUAAUUACUUUAUGAUAUUUAUUCACAACGUUUCUAGCAUGGGAGGUAAAGAAAGCAAGAAUAUUGAGCCAAGAACACUCCACGAAUUAAGAAAUCAAGUCGAAUUUACAGAUGACGAAAUUCAGAAUUGGUUCCAGGAAUAUAACAGCAGUCUGGCUAAAGGGCAAAAAGAACUCACAAGGGAGGAGUUUAAAAAUGUGUAUAACUCAAUAUUUAUAGGCGAUGCAACUGAAUUCGCAGAACAUGUGUUUAGGACGUUUGAUCAUGACAGAAGCGGCACUGUGAACUUUAAAGAGUUCCUUGUAGGGCUCCAUGUGUCAGGGAGCUCCAACUUGGAUACGAAACUCCGUUGGGCCUUCAAAAUGUACGAUAUCAACGGGAAUGGGAUGAUUGACAAGGACGAGAUGAAAACCAUAGUUUCGGCCAUCUUCAAAAUGACAGCAGCCAAGGUGCCGGAGGAAUUGAACACGCCGGAGAAGAUGACCGAGAAGUUCUUCAAGGAGCUGGACGUGGACCAGGACGGCGAGAUCUCGUGGGAUGAGUUUGAGAGGGGAGCCAACAAGGACCCCAUCAUACUCAGUCUUUUACAAUGUGACCCGGACGCGUAGACGACCCGGGGAUUUUCUGUGCUCAAAUAAUGUGUUGAGUCUUAGCCUGAACGAUUUUGUUACAUGAAUGUAUGGUGCAAGGUAAUGGGCGUGAAGUGUUGGAAUAAUAAGUGUUUGUUAAUCGGAGAAAAUUUACAUGUUACUCAAAUAUAUAAUUGCUUUAUUUUCAUAUAUAAAAUGAGUUAUUGUCAAGGAAAUGGUGAACUUAAGUAUAAACAUGAUCUUGUUUUGAUGUAUUUUGUUAUGUUUGUGUUGAAAAUUGCUAUUAAAACGAUAUUAUAUUUUAGUAGAUAAGGCAUGUAAUUGCAAAUAAAAUAUUUGCACUAUGAAACCUGUAAUCACUUGGUUGUUAGGAUGUGUAUUGACUAUACAAUGUGGCAGGGUUUAUAUAGUAUAUUGACUAUACAAUGUAGCAGGGUUUAUAUAGUAUAUUGACUAGAUAAACGUUCUCAUACCUUUACAGCAUUAUCAACAUUCACAUCUCGAGAUGAAUUCAGGGUCGUUGUACUAUAGAAUGCACCAUAUUAUGUAAACCGUGUUAGCAUAUUUGUAUAGUGAUUUAGAUGUUUCUAGAAUAAAAUGUAUGCAAUCUUG
Molecule: messenger RNA, 1434 nt
Organism: Mya arenaria
Lineage: Eukaryota; Metazoa; Mollusca; Bivalvia; Myida; Myidae
Product: hippocalcin-like protein 1
Exons: 2
Coding region: 244-840 (198 amino acids)
Molecular function (GO): calcium ion binding
Source: RefSeq, a predicted model, not a curated record